Nanorana parkeri is the source of this 1730-nucleotide messenger RNA. RefSeq names its product IKAROS family zinc finger 1 (gene IKZF1). Gene Ontology annotation, molecular function: RNA polymerase II cis-regulatory region sequence-specific DNA binding; DNA-binding transcription factor activity. The transcript has 8 exons. Lineage: Eukaryota; Metazoa; Chordata; Amphibia; Anura; Dicroglossidae. The coding region runs from base 1 to 1710 and encodes 569 amino acids. Gene Ontology annotation, biological process: regulation of transcription by RNA polymerase II. The record is from RefSeq and is a predicted model, not a curated record.
AUGUUACACUGGAAUGAGGAAGUGGAGUGGAAAGGGGCGGGGCUACGAGCCGAGUUUCAUCCCGCAGCGUCUCUGCGAGCAGCACAUGGAGCAUCAGCCCGGGACUGGGAGAGCUGUGUACUGGCAGCCCACGGGAGAGCAGAUAAUCAUAGAAACAUGGAAACAGAUGAGGUGCAGGAUAUGGCCCAGAUGUCAGGAAAUCCCCCAAGUCCUACCUUAAGUGAUAGCUUGGAUGACACGGAUGAACCCAUGCCUAUGCCUGAAGAUCUCUCCACCAAUGCAGGAUCACAACAAAAUGCGAAGAGUGAGAAAUUACUCGCUGAUAAUAUUAAAGUAGAGACUCACAGUGAUGAGGAGAAUGGUCGUGCUUGUGAAAUGAAUGGCGAAGAAUGCGCAGAAGAUUUACGAAUAAUCGAUGCAGCAGGGGAGAAAAUGAAUGGCGCGCUGAAUGGACAGGGCACCAAAGCCUUGACAGGAGUUGGAGGUAUUCGACUUCCUAACGGAAAACUAAAAUGUGAUAUCUGUGGGAUAAUAUGCAUCGGCCCCAAUGUACUCAUGGUACACAAAAGAAGCCACACUGGGGAACGUCCUUUCCAAUGCAACCAAUGUGGCGCCUCCUUUACCCAGAAAGGCAAUCUUCUGCGGCAUAUCAAAUUACACUCUGGUGAAAAGCCCUUUAAGUGUCACUUGUGUAACUACGCAUGUAGGCGCAGAGAUGCACUCACUGGCCAUCUCAGGACACAUUCAGUAGGUAAACCACAUAAGUGUGGAUAUUGUGGUCGCAGUUACAAACAACGCAGCUCUUUGGAAGAACAUAAGGAGAGAUGCCACAAUUACCUGCAAAGCAUGGGACUACAAAAUAGCCUCUACACAGUAAAAGAAGAGACAAACCAGGCUGAAAUGGCUGAAGAUCUUUCCAAGCUUGGCUCUGAGAGAUCUCUUGUUCUGGACAGAAUUGCAAGUAACGUUGCCAAACGUAAGAGCUGUAUGCCUCAGAAAUUUGUUGGGGAGAAGCGGUUAUCAGAUCUCCCAUUUGAUGCCAGUGCUAAUUAUGAGAAGGAGAGUGACAUGAUGCAGACACAUGUCAUGGAUCAGGCAAUCAACAAUGCUAUUACAUAUCUGGGUGCAGAAUCUUUGCGUCCUCUGGUGCAGACCCCACCAGGUGGUCCUGAAGUUGUUCCAGCCAUAAACACAAUGUAUGCCCUACAUAAGCCUCACCCUGACAUUGCCUCCCAUCCUAACCAAGCAGCACAUGAAAGUGCAGUGGAAAAUUUACUGCUGCUUUCCCAGGUUAAAUCCAUCUCUUCUGAAAAGGGGGUAUCACCAAGCAAUAGCUGCCAAGAUUCCACAGACACUGAAAGCAACAAUGAUGAAAGGGGAGGCCUUAUUUAUCUCACGAAUCACAUGACCCCUCAUCCUAGAAAUGGGCUUUCUCUAAAAGAAAAUAAGGCAUUUGAUGUGUUUAGGGCUGCCAGUGACAAUUCACAAGAUGCUUUUAAAGUGAUCAGUAACAAUGGAGAACCACUGAAAAUUCACAAGUGUGAGCACUGCCGAGUUAUUUUCUUAGAUCAUGUGAUGUACACUAUCCACAUGGGUUGUCAUGGCUUCCGUGACCCAUUUGAGUGCAACAUGUGUGGUUACCAGAGCCAGGACAGGUAUGAAUUUUCAUCACAUAUAACCCGAGGGGAGCAUCGUUUCAACAUGGGUUGAGCCUUACUUAGCUUUGUCAG